CACAAUUUUAAUUUUCACGAGAACUAAUAAUGUGAAACAAUCCCUGUCAGGCGACAAGCUAUUUGGGAGUAAAACCGAGAGUUGAAGUAAAAAUGACAGCGCCGGUACCCUUGUGGAAAUUAGCCGCUGCCAGCGGUCCGUACGUGAGGCUUGCGGCUCUCAGCGGGGCAGCGGCCGUAAUCCUUGGAGCCAUUGGAUCUCACCGGCAUUACUCCAAAGACGAGAUAGGGCAGGAACAACGUCGUAUCUUUGAAACGGCGAAUCGAUACCAUUUUAUUCACACCUUGGCCCUGCUUGGAUUACCGUUGUGCAAAUUUCCAGCCGUGGCAGCUACGUUCAUGCUGACUGGGAUCGCGUUGUUUUGCGGUAGUUGUUACUACACUGCAUUUACCAAUAAUAGACGGUUCAGUACGACGACGCCGAUCGGAGGAUUUUGUUUAAUACUGGCGUGGUGCAGUAUGUUCUUGUAAAUAUUACUUAAAAAAAAUAAGACGUUUUCGUACAGGAGCAAGAGAUAAACCCAACAACAAAAUGCGCAAAAUAAGAGGGAAGCAAUAUUUGAUAGCAUUAAGGAUGGAAUGAUGAAUAUUUAUAAAAGAAAAGGAUGAAAAAGAAAGAUGUUUAAAAAAUGCAAAUAAAAUAAUUUUUAAACGUGAAUAUCAAUGAGUGUACUCGAUGAUUAUAGAUUGAUUUUAUUUCCAGAAAGUAAUAGAGGUAAAAGUAAAUAAAAAAUAUAAUUUUACGGUUA
Molecule: messenger RNA, 748 nt
Organism: Temnothorax curvispinosus
Lineage: Eukaryota; Metazoa; Arthropoda; Insecta; Hymenoptera; Formicidae
Product: transmembrane protein 256-like
Exons: 3
Coding region: 93-470 (125 amino acids)
Source: RefSeq, a predicted model, not a curated record